Molecule: messenger RNA, 9805 nt
Organism: Conger conger (European conger)
Lineage: Eukaryota; Metazoa; Chordata; Actinopteri; Anguilliformes; Congridae
Gene: itsn1
Product: intersectin 1 (SH3 domain protein)
Exons: 38
Coding region: 170-5230 (1686 amino acids)
Biological process (GO): positive regulation of Rho protein signal transduction; intracellular signal transduction
Molecular function (GO): calcium ion binding; guanyl-nucleotide exchange factor activity; protein binding
Source: RefSeq, a predicted model, not a curated record
UAAAACGCACGACACAGGCCCCGUUCAGGCUUCCUGGGCCGGAGCGAGAGGGACCUCACGAUGGGGAAGUGAGGCGGGGCGGGGGGAUAGUGACACAUGGCUCUGUCCUUCAGAGGUCGGUUCCUCAGGGUCGCCGCUCUUUCCCCCCCCCGGGCCCUGACAGGCGGGAAUGUCUCAGUCGUUGCCAUGGCAAAAUGUUAACGAGCCCUUCGGUUCCAGUGCGGGAGCGGCGGAAUUCCGAGCUCGCCCCGGAGAGCUCCGUGGAGAUCGUGACGGAACCCUCGGCCCUGGGUCUCCAGGGAAACGAGAAUCGACCAAUCCGGAGUGCGCCAUCCCGCUGCAGCUGACGGACACGGUCAUGGCUCAGUUUCCCUCGCCUUUCGGAGGGGGCCUGGAUGCCUGGGUUAUCUCUGUAGACGAACGGGCCAAACAUGACCAGCAGUUCCACAGCCUGGCCCCCACGCCGGCCGGCUUCAUUACAGGUGACCAAGCCAGGAACUUCUUCCUCCAGUCUGGCCUGCCUCCCCCCAUCCUCGCUCAGAUAUGGGCUCUAGCAGAUCUUAAUAAUGAUGGUAAGAUGGACGCCCACGAGUUCUCUAUCGCCAUGAAGCUGAUCAAGCUGAAGCUGCAAGGUCACCCCCUGCCCCCCUCGCUACCCCCUGCCAUGAAGCAGCCGCCUCUCCCCCUGCCCCCCGUCCCACCCUUUGGCAUGCCCGGGAUGCCAGGUCUGCCCCUGCCUCCUCUGGCGGGAGUGGGCAUGUCCCCACCCCUCCUGUCCUCUGGGCCCCCGCCCGUGCCCCCCAUGGCCAACGGAGCCCCUGCCAUGAUCCCACCCCUCACCGGCUUCUCGCACACAGCGUCUGCGCUCAACAAAAGCUCCUCUUUUAAUCGUUCCAGUGUCUCCCUGCAGAAAGGCCAGUCCUUUGAAACUCCCAGCGUUGCUGCUGCCCAGCCCCCCCCAGACUGGGCCGUCCCGCCAUCCUCUAGGCUCAAGUACCGCCAGCUCUUCAACAGCCAGGACAAGAUGAUGUGCGGCCAUCUCACCGGGCCUCAAGCGAGAACAAUCCUAAUGCAGUCCAGUUUACCACAAGCACAGCUGGCCUCCAUCUGGAACCUGUCGGACAUCGACCAGGACGGGAAGCUGACCGCAGAGGAGUUCAUCCUGGCCAUGCACCUGAUCGACAUGGCGAUGUCCGGCCUGCCCCUGCCCCCUGUCCUACCCCCCGACUUCAUCCCGCCCACUUUCAGGAGAGUGCGCUCGGGCAGUGGGAUCUCGGCGGCCAGCCUGCUCGUGACUGACCAGUGGGUCCCAGAGGAGCCUGAGGAGGAGGACCCGCAGAAUGCUGAAAGGAAGCUGCCAGUGACGUUCGAGGAUAAGAAGCGGGAGAACUUUGAGCGGGGGAACCUGGAGCUGGAGAAGAGGAGGCAGGCCCUGCAGGAGCAGCAGAGGAAGGAGGCGGAGCGGCUGGCUGCUCUGGAGCGGCAGGAGCAGGAGAGGAGGGAGGCGGAGAGGAGGGAGCAGGAGAGACGCCGGCAGCACGAGCUGGAGAAGCAGCUGGAGAAGCAGAGGGAGCUGGAGAGGCUGAGGGAGGAGGAGAGGCGCAAGGACAUCGAGAGGAGGGAGGCUGCGAAGCGGGAGAUGGAGCGGCAGAGGCAGUUGGAGUGGGAGAGGAGCAGGAGGCAGGAGCUGCUGACCCAGAGGAACCGCGAGCAGGAGAGCAUGGUGCAGCUGAAGGCCCGCAAGAAGACCCUGGAGUUCGAGCUGGAGGCGCUGAACGAUAAGAAGCAGCAGCUGGACGGGAAGCUCCAGGACGUGCGCUUCCGCCUGUCGGCUCAGCGCCACGAGAUCGAGAGCACCAACAAGACCCGCGAGUUGCGCAUCGCUGAGAUCACGCACCUGCAGAGGGAGCUGCAGGAGUCUCAGCAGUGGCUGGGCAGACUCAUCCCGGAGAAGCAGUGUCUGAACGAGCAGCUGAAUCAGGUCCAGCAGAACAGCGUGCACAGUGACUCCCUGGUGACUCUGCGGAAGUCUCUGGAAGUUAAGGAGUCGACCCGGCAGGACCUCCGAGACCAGCUGGAUGCAGUGGAGCGGGAGACCCGAUCCAAACUGCUGGAGAUUGAUGCCUUCAACAGCCAGCUAAAGUCUCUGGGGCAGUUCUAUCAGGACCGCACUGCCCGGAUCGAAGCCCUGCGUCUGGAGCUUGCUCUGGAGGAGCGGAGGGGGCGACAGGUAGCCACCCACCCCCACCAGCCCCACUCGGCUCUCUGCUGCCACUCGCCCCCUGCUGGUGACAUUGUUAUGGUCGACGAGUCUCAAACGGGCGAGCCGGGCUGGCUGGGCGGAGAACUGAAGGGGAAGACCGGCUGGUUUCCCGCCAACUACGCCGAGAAGAUCCCCGAAGCGGAGGUCCCCAGCUCAGUGUCCCUCCAGAAACCCACCGCUCACGUCACGCCCACCUCCGCCUCCACCACGCCCACGCCUACGCCCACACAGCCCCCGCCCGCGGCCGCCACGCCCACCCCGCCGACAGACCCCACCCCCGCUCCCGCCCCACCGGCCCCUGCUGCGUCAGCCCCGUCCUCCUCGUCCGGAAACUGGGCCGACUUCAGCACCACGUGGCCGUCCAGUGCAGCGGCGGCGGAGAAGCCGGAAUCGGACGGCUGGGACGCCUGGCCCACGCAGCCAUCGCUCUCCGUCCCCAGUGCAGGGCAGCUUCGGCAGCGCUCCGCCUUCACCCCCGCCACCCUCACUGGAUCCUCCCCCUCCCCCGUCCUUGGACAGGGGGAGAAGGUGGAGGGUCUCCAGGCCCAGGCUCUGUACCCAUGGAGGGCUAAGAAGGAUAACCACCUGAACUUCAAUAAGAGCGAUAUAAUCACGGUGCUGGAGCAGCAGGACAUGUGGUGGUUUGGGGAGGUGCAGGGCCUGAGGGGCUGGUUCCCCAAAUCCUACGUCAAGCUCAUCUCCGGCCCUGUGCGCAAGUCUUUCAGUAUUGAGUCAGGUUCAUCAGACAGCCCCCCCAGUGUGAAGAGACCUACCCCCUCCCCCAGCAAACCCCUGGAACCUGGGGAAGAUUUCAUCGCGAUGUACACGUACGAGAGCAGCGAGCAGGGGGACCUGACGUUCCAGCAGGGCGAUGUGAUCACUGUGCUGAAGAAGGAGGGCGACUGGUGGACUGGGGCGGUGGGGGACAGGACCGGGGUGUUCCCCUCAAACUACGUCAAACCCCGGGGUGACUCCGAGGCUCUGGGACCUGCUGGGAAGACAGGGAGUCUGGGAAAGAAGCCGGAGAUCGCCCAGGUCAUCGCCCCAUACACAGCCACCGGGGCGGAGCAGCUCACCCUAGCACCCGGCCAGCUCAUCCUCAUCAGGAAGAAGAACCCAGGGGGCUGGUGGGAAGGGGAGCUGCAGGCCCGGGGAAAGAGACGACAGAUCGGCUGGUUUCCGGCCAAUUACGUGAAGCUGCUGAGUCCCAGCACCAGUAAGACCACGCCCACUGAGCCUCUGCCCCCAAAACUGCCAGCAUCCAAUGCAGUGUGCCAGGUGAUUGGUAUGUAUGACUAUAUCGCCCAGAACGAUGACGAGCUCCCUUUUGGGAAGGGCCAGAUCAUAAACGUGCUGAGUAAGGAAGACCCUGAUUGGUGGAAAGGGGAGCUGAAUGGCACAGUUGGCCUCUUCCCCUCAAAUUACGUCAAAAUGACCACCGACACCGACCCCAGCCAGCAGUGGUGUGCUGACCUGCAUCUCUUGGACAUGCUGACCCCCAUCGAGAGGAAGAGGCAGGGCUACACCCACGAGCUCAUUGUCACUGAAGAGAACUAUGUCAACGACCUGCAGCUGGUUACUGAGGUUUUCCAGAAGCCGCUGCUCGAGUCAGAGCUGCUGACAGAGACUGAGGUGGCCAUGAUCUUCGUCAACUGGAAGGAGCUAAUUAUGUGCAACAUCAAGCUGCUCAAGGCGCUGCGGGUGAGGAAGAAGAUGUCAGGUGAGCGGAUGCCGGUGAAGAUGAUUGGUGACAUCCUGACUGCGCAGCUGCCACACAUGCAGCCAUAUAUCCGCUUUUGCAGCUGCCAGCUCAACGGCGCCACCCUCAUCCAGCACAAAACCGACGAGCUGCCUGACUUCAAGGACUUCCUCAAGCGGUUGGCGAUGGAUCCGCGUUGUAAGGGCAUGCCUCUCUGCAGCUUCCUGCUCAAACCCAUGCAGAGAGUCACCCGAUACCCCCUCAUCAUAAAAAAUAUCCUGGAGAACACUCCGGAAAGCCACCCGGACCACAGCCAUCUGAAGCAGGCCUUGGAGAAGGCGGAGGAGCUGUGCUCACAGGUCAACGAGGGUGUGAGGGAGAAGGAGAACUCAGAUCGGCUGGAGUGGAUCCAGGCCCAUGUCCAGUGUGAAGGGCUGUCUGAGCAACUGGUGUUCAACUCUGUGACCAAUUGCCUGGGCCCACGCAAGUUUCUGCACAGCGGCAAGCUAUACAAAGCCAAGAGCAACAAGGAGCUGUACGGCUUCCUGUUCAAUGACUUCCUGCUGCUCACGCAGAUCAUCAAGCCUCUGGGCUACUCUGGCUCAGAGAAGGUCUUCAGCCCCAAGUCCCACCUGCAAUACCGCAUGUACAAGACUCCCAUCUUCCUGAACGAGGUGCUGGUGAAGCUGCCCACUGACCCAUCGGGAGAUGAACCCAUUUUCCACAUCUCCCACAUCGACCGAGUCUACACCCUGCGGGCUGAGAGCAUCAAUGAGAGGACGGCUUGGGUGCAGAAGAUCAAAGCUGCUUCAGAACUGUACAUAGAGACAGAGAAGAGGAAGAGGGAGAAGGCCUAUCUGGUACGGUCUCAGAGAGCCACAGGCAUCGGGAGGCUAAUGGUGAACAUCGUGGAGGGCAUCGAACUGAAGCCUUGUCGCUCCCACAGAAAGAGCAACCCUUACUGCGAGGUGACCAUGGGGUCCCAGUGCCACAUCACCAAAACCCUGCAGGACACACUCAACCCCAAAUGGAAUUCUAACUGCCAGUUUUUCAUCAAAGACCUGGAGCAGGAUGUCCUGUGUGUGACAGUGUUUGAAAGGGACCAGUUCUCUCCUGACGACUUCCUGGGAAGAACAGAGAUCCGCCUGGCUGAUAUUAAGAAGGACCAGGGUUCCAAAGGUCCGAUCACCAAACGGUUGCUUCUGCACGAGGUUCCGACCGGGGAGAUUGUGGUGCGUCUGGAUCUACAGCUCUUUGAAGAGCCUUGACCCCAAUUUCUACUGGUUGGGCCUGAUCUGCUGUUCUUAGAUGCCCCUAUUUCACACCUCAGCAUUCCAAGACCCUGUCCCGACCUAACGGUUUCCACUGGUACCACGUAUGUGUGCAUUUCUGAAUGUGCGUGUGGUUGUAUGUAUAUGUGGUUGUCUGUGUGUUUUGCCUGCAUAAGCUGUUAGUAAUGCUGUUCUUAAUGAGUGGUAAAGUCCGCUUUCUGUUUUUUUAUUAUUAUUAUUGAUGUUGUUUACAUUGCGAUGACAUAAGGAUCAGGGCCCUGUUUCACGUGCAUGGCUUACUGAGUUAACCUGAUGAGUUUGAUGACAUUUUGGGAUAAAUCCAGGAUUUAUGGUUUCACAAAGCAAGUUCACAAUUUAACCCAAACACAGUGUCUUCAACCCAGACCUGCAAAGGCUCAGGUUAAAGCUUAAGUUGGACGUAGCCUGGAAAUCCACCCAAAGAAAUCACACACACCAACAGCAGAUAAUAAAUGCACCUUUUGUAAGAGGUGCUUCACAUUGAGUAUACAAACAAAACAGUAUACACGAUUACACAAUAAAUACUGUUGUAAAAAUUAGGAAAUUAAAACAGGGCAGAGAAAUAUGAAGAAAUAAAAUUAGAAACUUCAAAGCUACAGAAGUAAAAACAGUGAAGCUAAAAUAUGCUGGGCAAUCAGGAAAGUGUACCUUGCAUUCAAAAGACAUAUCAGGGUGUUCAUCAGAAUUUCCUGGCCGUGCAAGGGUGAACACUAUUAAGCACUUCCAUCAUCCAAAUGAGUGUAAGUGGAGAAGAUCUCAAAGAGUGAUCUGCUGGUUCAGUCUUAAGUGGAGACAAGAAGAAUGACCUGUCACUGUGUGUGACUAAUGAGGAAUGAAUUAGGCUAGAAGAUUCCAAAAGGGUUUUAGUAGAAGUUAUGAAGGAUGCACAGAACCUACCAUUGAUAUUGCUGCUGCUGCUGCAUGCAGCCACUGGUUUUAGAACAGCUACCCCAGCCCCUGGGGAUACCCUCCACUAAUGGCCUGUUGACAUCGUGCUAACCUUCCCCUCCAGGUGUCCUCACCUCAGGCUUUUUCUUGUCGGCUGAAUUAGAAUAGUUUUGGGCGCUGCAGUGGCACACGGUUAAAGCAUUGGUCUCUGGUUUGAUGCAGCUGCCCACCUGGCAGAUCUGAGUAUGGCUGCCACAUAAGGGAACAGCAAUAACCAAGGGUGGGGGAAGGGACUCAGAAGGGAGGAUGGCAAACAUCCCUGAUUGCGAGCAUCCCUGAUCGCCUCAGAGUCACGGUCUGGGGCUAGAGACGGCAUGGCUUAAAGAAGGAAUGUCGAUCUCUUUCUGGCCGCCAGGCGGCAGGGUUGUAGCAGUGUUUCUUCAGCAGCCACAGGGAAUUGAUAAUAAACAAGGUACAAUUAACCACCAAAUUGGGAAGAAACAACAAACAAAAAAAGUAGUUUUCGGAAGUUAACCACUCACUUGUACAUUACCUAGUUGAAAAUGUAGAAUUGCAAUAAAGAGGCUACCAGUUUGCAAUAUAUUUUUAUAUUUGUCUUUGACCUGCUGCCAGGUCCUAUUGUAGCUGCUGUCACAUGCCCUGGGAAGCCAUUAAGAUAAUAUGAUUUUAUGUUUCAGUAUAGUGACAUUAACAUUAACAAGAGUCAAAAUAUUAUGGGCUUUUCACCACAUUAAAAUUCAGCAGAAUUAGCCAUUCUUAGGUGAAUAAAAUCUUUUUUCUGGAAUUCUCUGCCAAGCUUUCACACAGCUACUUUAUAUGGUAAUGUAUUGUGUAAAAGUUCGUACAGCAGUGGCUUUUAGCAUCUCACAUCCAAAUGACACUAGGAAAAAUAACUCUAAAGAAAGUCUAAUCUCCAAUCGAGUCAUUUCAAUAAUUCUAAUGAGCACAGAUCACAAACAGAAUUAUUUUUUCCUCUUACCAUGAUAAUCUUUCAAGUGUUUCAAUAUUUAUAGCAUUUAAAUAUGAAGUCUAUUUAAAUUUGUAUUUAUCUAUUUAUUUUCUUUAAGAGGUCCCGGACUGCAGGAGUCUUUCAGAAGUUUGAGGAACACACAAACGCAUUUACUGUGUUAUCCACUGGAAUGUUAACCAUUACACAGAGGUACGGCUAGAAAAUGUAGGCCUAUGUAGUGUAACAUUUAUUCAUUUAGCCUACUCACAUGAAUGUAUGCAGUGGUGUGGAAAGCCAAUCCCAAGGGAAUGUUCAUGUCUGUUUGCCCACAAAUUAAUAUAAAAGACAUACAGUGCAGUCUAGUGAAACAUUGGAACUUGUUAGCAACUUACUUUUUUAAAGCACAGAACAGCUUCAAAAUUCAUGGUUGAGAUAUUAAUGGAUGUAACUUAACUCAUAGAACAAAACGUGAAACUCUCUUAAGCGUAGAUUAACCACAGGCCUAAAAUUAGGCAGAAAUUAAAAUCCCUAUGGGACAAAAUGGGGAAAAGUCAGAAAAAAGCCUGGGAAAUCAACAGAGGGAACCCAUGGCUCAAAAAUGUGAACUCUCUUCUGGGUUUUAGCACUACAAACUAAAGUACUUUAGGUGGUGCAAAUGGGAUAAUUGUUUGAGAAGUUGCUAAAAGAGGCUACUGUGACCUCUUGCUAGUGGAGGGACUGAACAAUGCACAAUACAAAAAAACAAGGGGUGAUAAACUGGAGGCUCUACCCUGACAGAAGCAUUCCAUCUGCAUUUUUUCAAUGUGUUUCUUAGCUGUGACUGCAAGACAUGGUAGCCUAAUUAAUUGUGUUCCAGUGAAUCAUUGCUGAUUAUGAUGAGAAAGUGAACUGAGUGUUUUAGAUAGAAGGUAAAUGUGUGAUUUUAUGAAAAGCUGAUGUUUUUUACUAGAAGCAUUCUACAUUUUUUACUUUUUAGGUUACUUUCUGAAAACAAAUGUGUUCAUAUUGCGAAAAUAUAUACUAUUUAAAUACACUAGAGUAACACUUGAUUUGUUUACAUCCUUUCUUAUAGUAUUUUAAGUUUGCUUAAAUUGAAAUAUUUCCUGAGUGUUUUAUUUAUAAAGAUUACGCAAUGCUUUUGUUUACGGUGAGGGAGUAGGGUGCAGUUAUUUUUGUCAUCACUUGUCUUUAGGUUAUUGUUUUGCUGUAAUUUGCUUUAAGCAGUAGCUACUAAUGUUCAUAAGGAAAUAGUGUAUAUAGUAUGUAUACUUAGUGACCACUUUAUUGGGUAUUUAUUGGACUUAUUGGUCUUCUGCUGUAGCACAUCCACUUCAGGGUUCAACGUAUUGUGUGCUCAGAACUACUGUUCUGCAUACCACUGUUGUGAUGUGCUUAUUUGAGUUAUUGUCAGCUUGAACCAGUCUGGCCAUUUUCGUCUAACUUAUCUCAUUAACAAUGCCUUUUCACCCACAGAACUGCCACUCACUGGAUGUUGUUUUUCCACACCAUUCUCUGUAAACUAUAGACUGCUAUGUGUAAAAAUCCCAGGAGAUCAGCAGUUACUGAGAUACUCAAACCACCAAAUUCAAAUUCACUUGGCUCACAUUUCUCCCCCAUUCUGAAGUUUGGUCCAAACAACAACUAAACCUCUUGACCAUGUCUGCAUGCUUUUAUGCAUCGAGUUACAGUACUACUACACAAUUGGCUGAAUAGAUAUUUGCAUUAAUGAGUUGGUGCAGAAGCCUACCGACUAAAGUGGUCACUGUGUGUGAACAUAUGCACACACAAUUUCCUUGGCUGUUCUCCACUUAAGGGGAAUACACAACAUUUAAUUUCCACAAGGGAGCAGACAGCUAUUGCUAUGAACUUACCAUUUAUCAAAACAUGAAAAAAUGCUUUGCACUAAAAGUGGAGAAAGCCAAAAGGGAACACAGCCCAAGGCAGUGUUAAUAUGUAUGUUUAUGAAUAUAUAUAGUAUGUAAUGAAUGAUUCCACAUUUUAAAAAAAAGGUUUUCCAUUUCUAAAUGGGUUUUUAAAAGUGGAGAAUGGCAGAGGCUGCUCUUACGGAAAACUUGACAGGGAUGACCUCAGUAACCAGCUCCGCUCGGAGUUCCUGGUAAAAGGUUAAUAAAAACAGGUUAGACCAGCGUCAAAUAGCUAUGCUUUGUCAGCUUCAGAUUCUGGUACCAACAUAUGGGUACAUUGCAGUCUGCCAAUACCAUGUAAUCAAUGGAAGAUGGGGGAAGGGGGUGUCCAAUCUUAUCCAAGCACCAAGAUACUGGAUUCUACUGAUCAAGGUCUUGAUUCCAGACCAUGAUUAGUUUGUCGUAGUGCUGGGCUAAAACAAAAACCUGCAACUGUUUGGAAACUGUACUUGUAACCACUUUAAACAACAUACCAUCUUGAGAUAAGGGAAGAUGGGAAGUCUGGUGAUAUGGUUUAGCUUACCUUCUCGCCGUCCAGUGGCCUCAUCAGUAAUAUGUAUGGUAGCUCAGUUCUAGUGGAUUUCUCAAACCCCCCGUGAAGUUGGUGAGCAUAUAUUUCUGACUGACCCCCCCCCCCCCACUUUUUUUUUUUUAAUGGUCAUAUUGCUUGUUGAGCCUCUGGGUGUGUGUCACUAUUAUGUAAACCUAUGGAGAGAACAAUCCAAUUAAAACAACCUUUCUUUUAACAUA